GCCCGGUUGCUUGGAGCCGCAGCCAUGUUGGGAACAUUAGAAGGGAACCAACAGUACAACUAGAAGGACGGGAACACCUAGGUUCGGCAGCGGCGUGUCGUUUAACACCUAACACCACCACAAUGGCUGACCCGGAGAAGCAGCCCGAACAACCCAAGGCUGUACAGCAAAAGCAGAUCAUCGCUAACAAAGUGACCGGGACUGUGAAGUGGUUUAACGUGAAGAGUGGCUACGGGUUCAUCAACAGGAAUGACACCAAGGAGGAUGUAUUUGUCCAUCAAUCGGCCAUCGUAAAGAACAAUCCGAAAAAGGCUGUACGCAGCGUGGGGGACGGGGAAGUGGUCGAGUUCGACGUGGUGAUCGGGGAGAAGGGCAACGAGGCGGCGAACGUGACUGGGCCGGAAGGAGAGGCGGUCAAGGGCUCGCCCUACGCGGCCGACAAGCGACGAGGAUACCGUCAGUGGUUCUACCCUCGUCGAGGUGGCGCGAGGCCGCCGCGCAGGCCACGCGAGGGUCAGGAAGGCUACGAGUCGGGCGAGGGCGGGAAGCCCCAGGACGACGUUAGCGCCGGGGAAGGAGGAGGGCAGCAGCAGCAGCGCCGAUACAGGCCAAGGCGUCGAUUCGACGGAUAUUACCGAGGGCCGCGUCGCUCCGGUCCCGGAGGCCACCAGCACCAGGGCGAGGGAGGCGAGGACGCCGGUGAGGGAGGCGAGCAGGGCGGCGAGGGACUCGCCGAAGGCAACGUGCCACGCGGUGGGGGAGGAGGACGAGGACGCGGUGGAGCUCCCCGACGAUUCUUCCGUCGCAAUUACCGCGGCGGCAGGGGAGGAGGUCCCCCCAGGCGUCCAAGGAGCCAGGAUGGCCAGGUAAGCGAUGACGAGGAGGGUGCCGGUGAGGGGGGCCUGCAGGGUGCAGGCGGCUCGCAGCGGCCCCUCCGCCCCCGCUACAGGCGUCGUGUUCCCCGCCAACCACGUCCGAAUACCCAUCUCCAGGGCGCCAACAAAGAGAACCUCCAGCCCGCGGCUAACAAACCUGCUGAUCCUCCUCAUGCACAAGCUACAGCCAAGACCCUCUCUGAGGGCGGCGACAAGCCUGUCAAGUCGGAGCAAAAGCCGGAUGCACCUAAGGAUGCACCUGCACCUGCCCCCGCUCCACAGGAAAGUCAACCAGUGCAGAACACCACCACCGAAAGCACUGCUUAAGAGAAAAGAUUGCCGCUGUAUCUUCCGAAGAACUUCCGUCAUUUUGAUCCGACGUGAUAGCGAUUUAAAAAAUAUUUAAUUCUAAAUCUUAACAACAACAACACCAACACCAGCUAUAACAAAAUGAAACUAAAAUAAUAAUAACAACAAACGGAAGUAAAUCGCGUGUUGAACGUGCAGCGGCAGUAAUCAUGCUAAACAUCAGAAGUAGCAGCAGCAGCAGCGGCAACAGCAACAACAAUCAACAACAACAUACUAUAACAAUUAUUGAAAAAAUACAAAAAAAAAAAAAAAAAUAAUACAAAUACACAACAAAAAAAAAAAAAAAAAAGAAUGAAAGAAAAGAAAUCUCCCACCCCUCACGAGUUAAAAUAACAAUAACAGUAACAGUAAACCAACAACACACUACGAAUUUAUAUCUACUGAAUAUAGGAACCAUUCUUUUACCGCGGUAUUACAGAUGGGGCCCAAGGCGCAAUUAAGUAAUUAUAAUAACCGUUUAGUUUUUCAUCACACAAAUAUUGUAUACGAAUAUCUUACCACAGCGGAGAUGUCGAACAUCAUCGUAAUAUUAAGAAGAAGGGAGAGGAAGAAGAAGAAGUAUAAAAAGAAGAAGAAGAACUAUUAUUAUUAUUAAAUGCGUUGUAGGAAAAUUGUUUUGCUAAAUAUCAACUUAUUGCCAUUUGUAUUCUAUUUUACGUACCUUUUUCACAACUAACCGAAAGAAUUUUAAGUCAGGGCUCAACGCGAGGUUCGUAGAUCAACAAACUGUGUAACUUGGUCAAAACAUAUAAUAUUUCGUGCAGUUUCACCAUUCAGUGAUUUCAGGCGGUGGUUGAUAUAUCUUGUGUAUAAGAAUUUCAAUUUGUCUUUUUUUCGUCACGAGAUCGAAUUAACGACAACAUUAAUGAAAACAAUUUUUCUUUUUUCCAACAAACAAAGUCUCUCGCGUCGCGUUUCACACAUGUUGUAUCUCUACGCGAAAAUUUAUGUACCAACUAUACUAUUACUGCUACUACUACUACCACUACUACUACUACUACCACUACUACUACUACUACUACUAUUGCUACCUAACUGCGGGUAGAAGCUAAUGAAUUGAAUUUUUUUAAUCAUGCAGCCUCGUAAGAGAAGAAUGAUUGGGAUGAAUUUCUUUUCUUCUCACUAAGAAAAUUAAUCGAGUACAAUUGUAAACUGCAUGAUGAAAAGAAAGAACGAGGAAGAAAUAACAAGUUAAUUUUUAGUCAAAUCGCGCGGUAAGACUUGAGAUGAUGACGAUAAUAAAAGAAAUAAUCAAAUAACGAUCUUAACAAUAUAGUUAUACCAUUUUUAAUUCAAAAAUGAAUUAAACUUGAUUGAAAUAUUGGAGGAGGAUAAAAGAUUUUGCGGACACGGUAUAUAUAUGUAUAUAUGUGUAUGUAUAUAUACGUAUAUAUCUGUCUGGUCAUGUAUGUGAUGAAAUUAUAAUUUUGGUUUUUUUUUUCAUGGUUAUUUUUCUAAGUUUUAUUCUGUUGCUUCGCAAGUUAUCACGGAAUUUUUUUUCUCCUGAUUUGUUUUUACGUUUUUUUUUUUUUUCGCGGACGCAUUGGACCAAGUUCUACGUGUGACUUAUAUGACUAAUGAAUUAGUUUGAUAAUAAUUGUAUUAGUUUUUUUUUUUUCCACCCCUUCCUCUUUCUGUGAUCUGAAACACACAUCACAUUCAUACAUACACUAUGUGGCAUUAUAUCGCUGAUGAUGAUCGAUCGAUCGGUUACAAUUAGAAGAAGAAAUGAUAAGUUCAAAAAUUAUUAAUUUUAACACACUCACUAAACCUCCACACAUUUAAUCUAAAAUUAUUACGAAACGUGAAUGUGACGAUAAUUUGUAAAUUAAGUAAAUUUUUCUUCCACUUGCGUCAAUAUGCGUAGUUUUCAACUUUGCGAUUGUUGCCUAAAAAGUAAACAAUUAAUGAAAACUGUUAAAUCAUGUUUUUACAACUCUUUACAGCAAUAAAAAAAAUUAAAUAAAAUCAAUAACGAUAAUGAUUACCCCUAGUGGGUUGUACUUGAAAAUGUGUAACAAUUUAUUACUAACUAGCAAAUGCAAAUGAAAUUUCUAAGUUUUUUUUUUUUUUUUUUUCUUUUCCCCCUCAAUGUACAUAUAACAAUCACUGGCAUCGACGCAUGCAAGAAGUUUUCACGGAAAGACAGGAGUUUAAACGAUUAUUAUGAGAAAGAAGUAAGAAAGAAAGAUGGAAGAAUUUACAUCUUGUUUUUCCUCUGGAUCGAAUAUUUCAAUUACCUCCUAUACGCGAAUUUUUUUUGUUCUUUUAUCAAUCUUUAUACCGAGAUUCUUUGUUUCAAAAUUUUUAUUUGUACAUUGCGAUAUGAAGUGAUGGAAAAAAAGUGGAAACAAGAUAAAACAAUAAAGUGUAUCAUUUCUACUGAUAAUUGUAAGAUUGUGUGUAAUAUUAUUUUAUUUUUUCAAUUCUCAAGUUCUCGUACGAGUCACGUUCGUUGUUUCAUCCAAUCAACAAAAUCACUUUAAGUAGGGGAAAGAAGUUAUUGGUUGGAAAAAUCUUUGACGAAUCAAGAGUCACCAGGGUAGUAUUUUAUCUUUGCCUCGUACUAUUUUUUCCUUAUAAAUCCAUUGUCGUAUUGUUUAAAGUUACCGCUUGCAAAGAUUCGAUCUCGUUCAAUCCGCAUUGUAGAAAAUUAUAUCGACGUACUUCAUGAUCCUGAACAUAUAUAUACACCUCGUUUAAAGCGUCAGUAUAUGCGAAUAUUGUUUGGAACACAUUGCUGUGUAAGAAUGAAAAAUAAGAGGAAAUACCCCCACGAAAGAUUUGUUGAAAAAAAACAACAAAAAAAAAAAAGGAUACGUUUUGUGUUAGUGUCGUCGUUUGUUAUAUACACAGCUCGUUGAGUCCUUGUGAUGUGCAUAAUAUCUUUGUUUGUGUGUUAAUAAUUAUUUGCGAGAAGAACAAGAAUAAUAAUAAUAAGAAGAAGAAGAAGAAGAAAGAGAAGAAUAAUAAUAAGGUGAUGAAAAAUGUGAGGAGAAAAAACAGAAAAUAAGAAAAAAAUAAUCAUAAAAAAAUUAAUAAUAAUAAUCGAAGUUAAUAUCUAGAGAGUGCUGGAAUUUAUGAAGAACCCGCGGUUACCAAAAAGCUUCGACAUUCUAAACUAGGAGCGCUCCUCGCGUAUUCGUUGAGUAUGAUAUUUUACCUAGUAAUUCGAUUUUCACUGAUUGAAAUUAUUAUUAAUGUUUGAAGGCACGAUUAAUUGUAGGCGCUGCUAGUAGGUCUGGUAAUGAAGCUUGCGAAAUAUGCAUGCAGGGCGAAAUACAAAGAGGAAGAGAGUAAAAGAGACCUCAGAGGGUAACCGCGAAGUCAACCGAGCACCGUAGACGUAUGUAAGAUCAAAGCUUACACGAAGAAAAAGAAAAA
Messenger RNA from Neodiprion virginianus, 4628 nucleotides. RefSeq names its product Y-box factor homolog (gene yps). Gene Ontology annotation, molecular function: nucleic acid binding. The record is from RefSeq and is a predicted model, not a curated record. Gene Ontology annotation, biological process: regulation of gene expression. The transcript is spliced from 7 exons. Lineage: Eukaryota; Metazoa; Arthropoda; Insecta; Hymenoptera; Diprionidae. Gene Ontology annotation, cellular component: nucleus. Bases 123 to 1202 code for a protein of 359 amino acids.